This is a messenger RNA of Limanda limanda (common dab), 2976 nucleotides long. Its product is annotated as schwannomin-interacting protein 1. NCBI's taxonomy places the organism in Eukaryota, Metazoa, Chordata, Actinopteri, Pleuronectiformes, Pleuronectidae. Bases 331 to 1167 code for a protein of 278 amino acids. The record is from RefSeq and is a predicted model, not a curated record. Gene Ontology annotation, cellular component: cell junction; plasma membrane. Gene Ontology annotation, biological process: positive regulation of hippo signaling. The transcript is spliced from 8 exons.
UUCGCGAACGUUACUUUUCGUGAAAUUCCUAAGUUCCUCGUCUUUUGUUCGUAUGUUAAGAGUUGACCAAGAUUUCGUGAAUUUGUGGGGUGAUAUAAACUGUGGACACAUAGUUGUAGUAUAGACGUAGACUUUGGCGUGGACGUGUUUUCUAUUUUUUGUGCUUUGUUUGAGAACGCGUGAAACUCGAUGGAAAGGAGGCGAAGGAGGAAGACAAUUUGGGGGAGCUGAGCAAUGUGGCAGAGCCCUCAACUCCUCUAAUCAAACCAGUAGACUUGUGUUUUUGUUACGGGUAAAGUGUGGUUUUUUGGAAUUUCCUUCAUAACAGCUAUGGAGGGUGAGAAGGAGAGACAGAGGCAGCAGCGGGAGGAGAAAGAGAGUAACGAGGCGGAAGACAAUAGAAAGAGUGGUGAUGACACUGACAACAGAGAGGAGGAUGAUGAAGAUUCGGAAGGUGCUGCACUGGUUUGGCAGGAAGGCUAUGGUGAGGACAAUCUGGGACUUCCCAUCAUGCACUGGGAAGCACUGAGCCUGCGCAUCGCUGAGCUGGAGAAGCAAGAAGAGGAGAAGAAGGAGAAAAAGGCAAAGAAUGGAGUUUCCCUGGAGCGUGGCAGAGCUCCAGUGAGCUGGACGGAGGAGAGAGGCAGGAGAGCAGAGAGCUGGGAGGAUGGAGACGACGCCUGCAACAGCCACGUGCUGGCACUGACCUCCCGCCUGCAGACACAGAUGAAUCUUCAGCUCUGCUUCAUCAACAACAGUGAAAGUGAGGAGGAGGAAGAGAAGGAAGGAGAUGGGAGCAAGAAGGAAGGCUCAAACACAUGGAGAGGGAGUGUUCAGGUUCAUAAGAAUCCUCAGCCUGCCUCCAAGCCGGAGAAACCAAAAUCCAGAGGCUUCAGGAACACUCUAAGGAACCUACGAGACAGGCUGAGAACAGACCACAAAACACUGACUGCAGCUCAUAGUGGUCCUGUAAUCCAGAGGAGACAUUUGGAGUGCAGUGAUUUACAAAGCUUUAGUAUCAAGGAGCUAAAUGGUCUUUGUUCAUCUCUUAGCCAAACCAUACAAGACCUGAGCUCAGAUCUGGUGGGUCGCCUCCAGGUCAGAGACCAGCUGAGGACAGAGCAGGACGCCAUGCUGCUGGAGGUCCAGGAUCUUACAUCACUAUGAAACUGCUGAUCACUCCCAGCUGAAGGUCACCUAUCGAACAGCUAGGACUGGUGAUGUCACACAAACCAUCUGUGAACAUUAUUCUGAAUAAGACAAUGACACAGUGGUCCCCACAUGCUCUCAAUCGGACCAAAGUUUUAGUCUGUCUAACCAACCACUAAGAAGACUCUCAAUCCCUGAAAAGACUUGGACAUUCGCUUGCACAGUAUUUUUCGUGUUAUUGUCAAUGUUUUGUGGUUAAAAGGGAAAGUUGGUUUCACUGACCGGUAGUUAUAAACUCACAUGUGAGAGAACCAUUACAAAGCUACACAUCCGAGGCAUGUUAAUGGUGAGGAAGCCUUACGGUACAUGAAACUGAGCUGAAUUGCAUGCUAUAACAUUAAUUGGACCUGCUUUGUAACUUUUGGCCAGCCACCUGCAAUACUCUCUAAAAUGUUGAACAAAACCCGCCCAACCUGUGUGUCAACCGCACUUCACUACUACAUUUGUACAUUGUGUUUCUUUUUCUUUGUGUUCAUCUGGUCAAAAUUUCCAUCUUUACUCAGUCGCUUUACUCAGGUGUUCACAUUGAUUUCAGCCUGUGCUGAUGAUUCCCAUUAAUUUACAAAAACAUUGGGAGGUGAAAUGUUGAGAAACAUCAUUUAACCUCCUCAGAAAAAGAAGAAAGUAGGGUAUUUAAUGUUCACACUUAGUCUGAACAGACGUCUACUUAAUAACCCAAAACCCUUGUCAAUUGUACAUGUUUUAUUAUUUGCUGGUGGAGAAGAAAGAGUUUAACUUGGUAAAACCUUCAUAUAUUAACUCAUAACAGAGUAAGACCGCUCCAUCCAGUUUAGGUAAAUGCAGGAUAAAAGGGGCCAGAUCAAUCAAAUCACUGGUUUGUUGGACACAAAGACAUGACACAGAUACUGACCCAAACAUUUGAAUUCACUGAAAGGAUCCUGCACGUACACAAGAACACGCUGGUGAUGUGGACAAUUGGCUAAAUUGUCAAGAUUGUGAUAAGACAUCCCAAGGUGUGCGUUGUAAAAUUGAAUUGGAAAAAGUUUGUUAGUGAGACAACCACACAGAACACCUUUUAAGAAGUUGUAUAUAGAACCUUUAUUGCAGAGAUUUACUCAAAUGUUUCGAUGCAACUUGAGUUGUUGGUCUGUGAUGAUUGACAUACAACCAGUAUCAGUAUGGGCAAAAUUAAGUUUAAUUGUACAUGUAAACUGUAUUUUCCUACCAGCAAUUGUUCCUGCUUGGUUAGAUCACGUCGUCUCAUUGGGCUGAUUUUGCUUCACUGUUCAACAAGUAUAGUCUGUGGUGUAUGUAUAAAGUAGCUUGACUUGACUGAAUAUGUAUGCUUUUAAAAGCAUAAAGUACAACACAUUGGAGGUUAACAUUUGGAGUGUAAUAGCAUCAGGACAAUGCUUUUAUACAUGUUACUAUGAGGAAUAUUUUCCCUUAAGGCUUAAAACUGAAAUAUAAAUGGAGUCAUGUUAAAAAAGCUGCUAAUUCUGCCAACUAUUAUACUACUACUUUUUUAUUGUUCUUUUUAGAAAAUGUAAUUUGUUUUAUACAUGUAUGUCUUUGUGUCAGCUUUUUAGUUGAAGCUGGUAAAGGCCUUAGUGUGCUCUUGUGUACAAUAAAUGAGGCACAUUUAGUAUUGUUCUGAUCGAGUGCUUGUUUUGAAUGCUUUAAUGAAGAUCCACAAUGUUUGGACUUUGUUUCAUUUCACAAAUGCCACAUAAGAAAAAUGUAAUUGUUAUUGUGACUGACUGUGUUUAACUCACUUUUCAAAUUUCAUCAUACAUUCACAUUAAA